UCUCUAUAUAAUCUUUGCCCUUCUUUCUUCCCAAACACACACAGGAAAAUCUUCCUAAGAUUCCUUCAAAUUCACAUAUAUAUGUCCUUCGCAGCUCAAAUCCAUACCUCCAAUUGCUUCUCCAGGCGCCAUCGUCUUAUUGUUCGCCCACAGACAAUAAGACAAUGCUUGAGAAAGAAUUUUUCACGGAGUAUGGAGAGGCGAACCAGUACGAGAUUCAAGAAGUAAUUGGGAAGGGAAGCUAUGGAGUGGUGGCCUCCGCCAUAGAUACUCAUACCGGAGAGAAGGUAGCUAUAAAGAAGAUGACCAAUAUCUUUGAGCAUGUCUCUGAUGCUACGCGCAUUCUGCGUGAGAUCAAGCUCCUCCGCCUCCUCAGACACCCUGAUAUUGUUGAAAUCAAGCACAUAAUGCUUCCUCCAUCGCCUAGAGAGUUCAAGGACAUUUAUGUCAUUUUUGAAUUGAUGGAAUCUGAUCUUCACCAGGUUAUUAAGUUGAAUGAUGAUCUCACUCCUGAGCAUCAUCAGUUUUUCCUGUACCAGCUUCUUCGAGCUCUGAAAUAUAUACACUCAGCGCAUGUGUUUCAUCGAGAUUUGAAGCCAAAAAAUAUUCUUGCUAAUGCAGACUGCAAGCUAAAGCUUUGUGAUUUUGGGCUUGCUCGCGUGUCCUUUACCAAUGCUCCAUCUGCCAUUUUUUGGACGGAUUAUGUGGCAACACGAUGGUACCGAGCUCCUGAACUCUGUGGUUCCUUUUCCUCAAAGUACACUCCUGCUAUUGAUACCUGGAGCAUAGGAUGUAUAUUUGCCGAGUUGCUAACAGGGAAACCCUUGUUUCCUGGAAAAAAUGUGGUGCAUCAGCUGGAUAUCAUAACUGAUGUGCUUGGCACUCCUUCAGCAGAAUCCAUUGCACGGAUUGGGAAUGAAAAAGCUAGGAAGUAUUUGAAUAGCAUGAGGAAAAAACGACCGAUUCCUUUGUCAAAGAAAAUUCCAAAUGCUGACCCGAUGGCUCUGCGACUGCUUGAGCGUUUGCUGGCAUUUGAUCCUAAAGACCGUCCUUCUGCUGAAGAGGCAUUAGCAGAUCCAUAUUUUCAUGAUCUGGCAAAUAAAGAGCAUGAACCAUCAAGACAACCUAUUUCAAAGCUUGAGUUUGAAUUUGAGAGGAGGAAGUUGACAGAAGAUGACGUAAGAGAGUUAAUCUAUAGAGAGAUUUUGGAGUACCAUCCUGAGAUGCUGAAAGAGUACCUCCGGGGAACAGAUCAUACUCACUUCGUGUAUCCAAGUGGAAUUGACCGAUUUAAGGAACAAUUUGCACAUCUUGAGGAAGGAAAUGGUAGAAGUGAAAGAAGCAGUCCUUUGCAUAGGAAGCAUGCCACCUCCUUGCCUAGGGAGCGGAUCUGCACAAUCGAUGAUGAAACUGAUAUUGUCAUAAAGCGUAGUGCAGCAUCUUUUACUCGUGCAACUAUUCAGAGUCCUCCAAAGUCAGAAACGACUGAAGAUCUGCAAUCAACUGAAGAUCUGCAAUCGGCAAACAGAAAUGCAGUAGCUAUGCAGACCAGCUCUACCAAGCCGAAGUGUGGCGCCCGUAGCCUGUUGAGGAGCGACAGUAUCUGUGCUUCAAGGUGCAUUGGCAUGGUUGGAAAUGAUCGCGAAGUACAUGCUCUCUGAUUUUUACGUGCACACCAUGGAGCGCCCCCACAAGAAGGGGACGUUUACAAUUUAAAAAUAUAUAUUUAUUCAGCUAGCAUACUGCUGAAGAUAAAAGAUAGGGUACCACUCUGCUAUUUCUCUUUUCAUGCUAGCUGCUACUGUCUUUUCGACACUUAUAUUGCUUGCAUUCUCACUGUAAAAGCUGAGAUGUGAGUGCAAGAUUCAGCUACUGGGGUGUAGAAGUGUUCCUAAUUCCCACAUAUGGUAUCCUAUGAACUAAUUAUUUGUUUCGUAGCA
Manihot esculenta (cassava) is the source of this 1940-nucleotide messenger RNA. RefSeq names its product mitogen-activated protein kinase 17. Gene Ontology annotation, cellular component: cytoplasm; nucleus. Lineage: Eukaryota; Viridiplantae; Streptophyta; Magnoliopsida; Malpighiales; Euphorbiaceae. The record is from RefSeq and is a predicted model, not a curated record. Gene Ontology annotation, molecular function: MAP kinase activity; ATP binding. The coding region runs from base 165 to 1661 and encodes 498 amino acids. The transcript is spliced from 10 exons. Gene Ontology annotation, biological process: intracellular signal transduction; protein phosphorylation.